This is a messenger RNA of Penicillium bovifimosum, 525 nucleotides long. RefSeq names its product Mpv17/PMP22 family protein. The transcript has 5 exons. The record is from RefSeq and is a predicted model, not a curated record. Lineage: Eukaryota; Fungi; Ascomycota; Eurotiomycetes; Eurotiales; Aspergillaceae. The coding region runs from base 1 to 525 and encodes 174 amino acids. Gene Ontology annotation, cellular component: membrane; mitochondrion; cytoplasm.
AUGUUGCGCUGGUACCAAUCCAAGUUGGCGAAGAAGCCCAUCCUCACUGCAAGCAUCACCAGCGCUAUCCUGUUCGGCAGCGGAGAUUGCCUAGCACAACAAGCUGUAGAUCGAAGAGGUCUUGAGAAGCAUGACUUUGCCCGGACCGGGCGCAUGGCUUUAUACGGCGGAGCUGUCUUCGGUCCAGUUGCUACCACCUGGUUCGGCAUCCUCCAGCGUCACGUCGUCCUCAAGAGUAGGGCAGCCACUACCGCCGCCCGUGUUACUGCCGAUCAACUGCUCUUUACUCCGGUACAACUCACCUGCUUCCUAUCCUCGAUGGCUAUUAUGGAAGGUGUCAGCCCCGUGGACCGGUUGAAGAGCGCAUUCGUUCCCGCCUACAAGGCCAAUUUGAUGGUCUGGCCAUUUGUGCAGAGUAUCAACUUCACAUUUGUUCCCCUAGAGUUACGGGUGCUGGUGGUCAACAUCAUUAGUUUGGGCUGGAACUGCUUCCUCAGUUUGAUGAACAGUGGCGAGGAAUUAUAA